Poecile atricapillus (Black-capped chickadee) is the source of this 2532-nucleotide messenger RNA. RefSeq names its product basic leucine zipper nuclear factor 1 (gene BLZF1). The record is from RefSeq and is a predicted model, not a curated record. The transcript has 7 exons. Gene Ontology annotation, cellular component: Golgi membrane. Gene Ontology annotation, biological process: Golgi organization; Golgi to plasma membrane protein transport. The coding region runs from base 136 to 1329 and encodes 397 amino acids. Lineage: Eukaryota; Metazoa; Chordata; Aves; Passeriformes; Paridae.
GCGGACACGAGGCGCGGGGCGCCCCGCCCGCCGCCGGACGCGGAAGCCGCGGAGGUGACAACUGCCGGGGCUGUGGCGACAUCGCGGCUGAGGGCCGACUUACCUAGUCAGGAAGAGCUGACUGCUAAAGAGAAAAUGACAUCUCUAGAAAAAGUUGAUGAUGCCUCAGCACCCAUUCGAGGACCUGGAGAUGGCAUGGAAACAGAGCAAACAGCUGGAUCAGUGGAAGUAAUCACUGCAGCCAGCACUACGAGCCAUCACAUCCACCACAGCCCCCAUAAAAAGACAGCCUCUUCCCUGAGUCCCGGAGUUCUGCAGCUGGGGAAAGUACAUGCAGAUAAAUCAGUGGAAAUUGAAGCUGUUCGAAUAUUAGUCCCCAAAGCAGCCAUCACCCAUGUUGUUCCAACUAAAAAUGCUAAGGUAGCUAAAUCUUUGGGACAUAAAGGAGACACAUUCCAUCAGUCAGAUGGCGCCACAGAUCCCAAGAAAGAGCAGAUAGAGCUGAAAAAUGCAAUUGAAAAGCUAAAGAAUUCAGAAAAGCGGUUGUUACAGGAUAAAGAAGGUCUCUCUAAUCAGCUGCGUAUACAGACAGAGGUCAAUCGGGAGUUGAAGAAAUUACUUGUUGCUUCUGUUGGGGACGAUCUGCAGUAUCACUUUGAACGGAUGGCUCGUGAGAAGAAUCAGCUCAUCCUAGAAAACGAAGUCCUGGGCCGGAAUAUGGCUCAGUUGUCUGAACAAUUGGAGCGCAUGUCGAUACAAUGUGAUGUGUGGAGAAGCAAAUUCCUAGCAAGCAGAGUGAUGGCUGAUGAGCUGACCAAUACCAGGGCAAUUCUUCAGCGCCAAACCAGGGAUGCACAAAGUGCAAUCCAGGACUUGCUGAACGAACGUGAACAGUUCCGUCAAGAGAUGAUUGAUACACACAAGCUGCUGGAGGAGCUCAUGGUCUCUCUUCAGUGGGGGAGACAACAGACAUACUAUCCUAGUGCCCAGCCUUACACUACAACAGAGCUAGCAGCUGUGAACUGUAAGCUAGCCAAAGCUGUAAGCUCACAUCUUCUAGGAAAUGUUGGCACUAACAGUCCAAAAAAGACUUCAACAACUGUGGAGUUUUGCAAUACCCCUGCUGAGAAAAUGGCUGAAAUGAUGCUACGUGUACUGGAUCCAGCUGCACAUCCAGAAACAUCAACAGAAGUUUCUUUUUCUGAGACUUCUCCAUCUUCUUUCCUUUCCACAAAGAAAAGUAUUGGAAGGUUUCACCCAUAUACAAGAUAUGAAGAUGUCACCUUCAAUUGUUGUAAUCACUGUCAAGGAGAGCUGAUAGCCCUUUAAAUGCCCAGCCAAGGCAGCUGUGCAUGCACUCUUUCUAAAGAACACUAGUUGAUGCUCAGCAGGCUUUCCUUUGUCCUUUUUCUGUAAUGGGUGGGUCUAGCAUUGGAAAUUACAUAGUUUCAGCUUCUCUACCUCUUGAAGUUAGGGAUUGACAGGAUUUCCAGAGUCUCUGGGAUACUUCUACUGUUUCUCAUUGAGGAAAGCUACUUAUUUUCUUACACAUAGUCAAGACAAAAAACAUGCUGGUCCAAUUUAUAGAGCAUAGAGAUGCUCUUGACUGUUUAACAUUUAUAGUUUUGUCAACAAAUCUUAAUGAAUUUCCUUUUAGAGGGAGACAGAAGUGUAACCAUACCAAAGCAAAUUAAGUGCUGAUCAGUUAUGUCUAAAUUUAAAAAUAAAGUAAUGAUAAAUUGUCAGUUACAUUUUUUUUUUUUUUAAAUUUUAGCCAAGGUGAUGAACUGUCCCCAAGUCUAUGUUCUACCUUUUAAAUUUAGUUGUAAAAAGGAGUAUAUGCAAUCAUUCUUCUUAGCUGUAAGUUCUGAAAGCAAGAGUAUAUACAGUGUCAGCCCACCUGUCAAGAAGGCAAUGAAGCUUGAAUGAACUUUAGCUAUAAUACAUAAGUAGUAACUGCUUUCAAUUGGAUUCUAGAAAACUCUGGGGUGAGAUUAUUCUUUCAUUUCUAUAGAGCUGAAAUGGCUUUUCCAUUGUUUCAGCUUCUAGAAUGAAGCUGCUGCCUAGCUGAUCCUCAGCAAAGGCAGACUGACAUGCUUCCUUUAGUACAUAGCAUUGAGCCUGCUCUGGCAUUAGGACUCAGUCCUCGCCCAAGGUCUUCCUGGGUAUUAUAGGAAGAUGAAGAUAAGCACUGUUUGCACAGGUACUGUUAAAAAAAAAAAAGUAUUUUUUUACUUGUAUGGUUUUAUAAUCUUGAUAUAGAUUUGGAGUUCUUGACAUAGGUUUGAUGAGAACUUUUAGGAGACAAUCUGCUAAAUCCAAAGAACCCUAUUUAAGUUUCUUUGCUUGACCCCCAAAUUUACCAUAUGAAGCUGCCUACUUUAGGGAAAAGGUUUCUGAAAUGGUUGCUUUUACCCCAUUUUCCUUUGAAUCUCAUACCCAUGAUCAGAAUAUGUAAGCUGUAAGUUCUUGCUGGCUCAGCUUUGGUUUACAUGAAGAAAGCUAAAAUAAACUUCCUUUGCUUGCUUUCAA